GUGAGUGAACUCAUGCUGCAUGCGCGAGAUGGCAUCUUCGACUACGAGGCUCUUCACAAGACGCUCGUUGGCAAGAAGUAGCUGCUACAGACACCCACACCGCUUACUUCAUUGUAUUGCACCAGCCUCCAAACAACACUCAACCCCCACCACCACCACCUUUCUUUCUGCUUCCGUCUUCCUUCUGCGUGAAUCCCGUGUUGGUGCUGUUGUGCAUUGUGUGCCUUCUCUCGUCACACUCGUGGUCAAAACAUCACCCAACUUACUCGCUAUCAACCCUCCUUCCCUUCCUUCCUGUUGUGCUACUUUGUGCCUGCGUCGUGAUUGUUUGCUCCCACACGCCAUCACAACCUUUGUCGUCUGACCCUGUUAUCACACUAAACAGCUUCCGCCACCAUCCGCUUGGCACACACACAACACACAACACAACACACAACACAACACAACACAUGCACGCGUUCCUUAGUUGCGGUCUCGCUCGAGACUUGAUCAGGGUAUAUGUGGUCAGCAGAGAGAAGUGGACGUAAGAGGUGCGCGCAUGUUUGUGCGAAGAACAAAACAAACAGCAAAC
This is a messenger RNA of Salpingoeca rosetta, 571 nucleotides long. RefSeq lists its product as uncharacterized. Bases 20 to 364 code for a protein of 114 amino acids. The record is from RefSeq and is a predicted model, not a curated record. NCBI's taxonomy places the organism in Eukaryota, Choanoflagellata, Craspedida, Salpingoecidae. The transcript is spliced from 2 exons.